AUGUACUACUACCGAGACCAGCAGCAGACACAAGAGAUACUGAAAGUCGAGCGGCAAGAAUUGGAAGACUGGAAAGAAGCACUGGGUCCUGGACACUUCAUCGUGGGGGCCAAAAUGUCAGUGCUGUGUGAAAAGCUCGUCAACAUUGGUAUGCCGAACGAAGCACUCGCUCUAAUACAGGGCAUGUACGAUCGUUGCAAAGCCGUUUUAUCCCCCGAUCACGUUGCACUCGAUGGGUUACGAAAUUGGUUAGUCAAGGUACAUCUCUUGCAAGGCUGUGACACGGAAGCUCGUCAAUAUUUGUUCGAGCUGCGUCCAGAACUCAAGGACGAGAACAGCAGAGUCGAGCUUCUCGGAGGUGGGAGUGAUGCAGUCUUUCUGGAGAACUUCAACAUCUAUACCGGUCUAGCAAUUUUGGAAGACAUCACGAAUCGCCCCAACAGGGCAAAAGCGGUCUACAGGCUGAUUAUACCCCGAGUUUGCAAACUUCUUGGCGACCAAAAUUUGCGAUGCAUCAACGCGAAAUACAGUUUCGUCAUACAUUACGAGCGCCGAUGCAAAUAUCGGAAAGCGCUGGAAAUACUAGAUCCACUCUACAAGAUUACUGUCUCGAACUACGGAGAAACACACGAACAGUCUCUACUGAUCGUACAAAAGCGGUUUGAGCUCCAAGCUCGCCUGCGAACCUACAAAGGCGUCCCGUUUACCCGCAUAGGCGACUGGACAUGGUAUCAGUUAUGGUUCUAUAAAGAGCCUAUCGAAGUAGCUCAAGCAUGCCUCGGUAACGACCAUCCGUACACGAUAAUGGCUAUCAAUCGUGGUAUAGCUGCAUUGGCGGGGAAUCUGAGAUAUGAAGAGGCCGUUGAAUUAGCGAUUUGUGCCGUGGAUCUUGUAGAAAAAAGGUCGGGCAAGAACUCCCAUGCCGCGGAGUACCAACGCUACUCGCUCAAGCAGAUACAAAACACUGCAUACUUUCAUAAUUUAUUCCUUACCUGGGGUUCUUGGACUUUCCGGGCACCAGAGCCUGUACGCUUCAAGGGAAUAACGGUUUGGUGGAAACCCAGAAAGUUUGAACCCUUCAAACUUGAUCUGACACUGGAUCCGAAUUAUCGCGCAGACGACGUAACAACUUGA
Messenger RNA from Alternaria triticimaculans, 1134 nucleotides. RefSeq lists its product as uncharacterized. The transcript has 2 exons. The record is from RefSeq and is a predicted model, not a curated record. The coding region runs from base 1 to 1134 and encodes 377 amino acids. Lineage: Eukaryota; Fungi; Ascomycota; Dothideomycetes; Pleosporales; Pleosporaceae. Gene Ontology annotation, molecular function: protein binding.